AUGGACUGGAGUAUAAAGUUUAGGACGUACGACCUAGAAGUUUUCCCUUUUUGUACUGGACGAGGCGGGUGUUUUGGUCGCUGUUCUUCUUGGCCACGUACGAGUGUGGAGUUCGCCGAGUACAUCGUACCCAAUCCGAUCGUCAUUCGGCUGGCGCGGGAGCAAGAAUCACUCGAUAACAUCAAACAGUACUACGUGAAGUGCGGCAACCAGGAUGGUCACUCGGUAGCGGUACUGUCCGGUGAUCUAACGGUGGAACAACGGUUGGACGCUCUGGAUCGAUUCCGAAAUGGACUAGAGAAGGUACAGAUUAAAACGAACGUUUUGUCCAGGGGUAUCGACGUCGAACAGGUGACCAUUGUCGUCAACUUCGACCUGCCGAUGGAUCAGCAGGGACGAGCCGAUUGCGAAACGUUUCUACAUCGAAUUAGACGUACCGGUAGAUUCGAACGGAAUCACCAUCAACUUAGUGGACAGUGA
Topomyia yanbarensis is the source of this 480-nucleotide messenger RNA. RefSeq names its product DEAD-box helicase Dbp80-like. NCBI's taxonomy places the organism in Eukaryota, Metazoa, Arthropoda, Insecta, Diptera, Culicidae. Gene Ontology annotation, biological process: poly(A)+ mRNA export from nucleus. Gene Ontology annotation, cellular component: cytoplasmic stress granule; nucleus. The transcript has 4 exons. The record is from RefSeq and is a predicted model, not a curated record. The coding region runs from base 1 to 480 and encodes 159 amino acids. Gene Ontology annotation, molecular function: RNA binding; RNA helicase activity.